AUGAAUGACUAGCAUCAGUUAAGAAGCCAGUAGUGGGACAAAAUCAGUAUAUAAAGGUCGAUGAUAGUAGAAAAAAAAAAAUAAACGUGGUUGAUGUAGUAACGAUAUCAGAGAGCACGUGUAUGAUAUGCAAGAUGCAAAUAACAUGAAAUGCGAAUAGUGAUUGUCAUAGUCAUCGUGUAAGAGAAGUUUAUAAUUUUUUGGAGUUCUAUAAUUAAACAUCAUGUGGGAAGAAAGCCUGAAUACUAUUGUUUUACCUACACUGUCCACCAUGGUUUUUUUUAUAUUCACCUUCAAUUUCUUAAGGUAUCUCAUGGGUGAUCCACAUAUUCAGAUUAGAGAUAUCACAAAGGAACAUAGUUGGAAGGCAAUCAAAGGAAUAACUAAGAAAUAUUUUUUAUAUAUAUGUAUUCAUAUACAGGCAUAUUACUGUAGUAUUUGUGAAGCUUUAUUGAAUAUCAGUGGUCUUUACUGUGAUUCUUGCGGUGUGUGUGCGGACCAAGGUUGUGUAAAGCUUGCUGAUAAGCAACUUAAGUGCAAGUCUAUUACUCUCACUAAUGAUCAAUCAAUGAAACAUCAUUGGAUCAAAGGUAAUCUGCCACUUGUUGCCAUUUGUUACAUCUGCAGAGAAGAGUGCGACAUAGAACCUGGUCUCACAGAUUGGUGGUGUUGUUGGUGUCAGAGAUGUGUUCAUGAAGCUUGCAAACCUGUUCUUUCUGAAAUAUGUGAUUUUGGGACGUUUAAAUUAAUGAUUAUUCCACCAGGGAGUUUAGAAGUGAUAAAUCGACGUAGAACAAUGAGGCGCAGAUUACACCUUCGUUCCAUUAUAACACCAAAUUGGCCUAAAUGGAAUCCAAUUAUUGUUGUAGGAAAUAGAAAGUCUGGGAAUAACGACGGAGGCCAAAUUCUAUCUCUGUUCAGAAGACUAUUAAAUCCUGCGCAGAUCGUGGAUUUAGCAGAACGCGAUCCGGUCGCCGCUCUCGAAUGGUGCCGCUUGUUGGGAAAAACUCCGUGCACUGUUCUUGUUGCAGGUGGUGAUGGAACGAUUGCUUGGUUGCUGAACACCAUUCAUAAGCUUAGCUUGAAGCCUGUCCCAUCUGUAGCAAUAAUUCCUUUGGGGACAGGCAACGAUUUGUCCAGAGUAUUAGGAUGGGGAAAGGAACAUGAUAAGCAUAUGGAUCCGGUCGAAGUCCUGCAGAAUAUACGGAUUGCGCAAGAAGUAAAGCUUGAUAGAUGGUCCGUUAUGAUAAAACCAUACGGCGGACUGGGAUUCAGAGGAUCAGAUCGGACACUGUUUAUGUACAACUACAUAAGUGUGGGUGUGGACGCACAAGUAACUUUGAAUUUUCAUCGUACAAGAGAGAGUCGAUUUUACUUGUUUAGUCAUAGAAUAUUCAACAAGUUAUUAUACUUAUGCUUUGGCACGCAACAAGUCGUGGAAAGAGAAUACAAAGAUCUUGAACAAAGUUUAGAAGUCUAUUUAGACGACCAAAAAGUGGAGUUGCCUUCCAUUGAGAGUGUAGUGAUACUCAAUAUUCCAUCUUGGGCUGCCGGAGUCGAUUUGUGGAAAAUGGGAAUGGAAGACGAAGAACACGUGAAUGUACAGAGUAUUAACGAUGGCAAAUUGGAAGUAGUAGCUCUUUACUCUUCAUUUCAUAUGGCUCAGCUACAAGUAGGCCUCUCAAAGCCACAUCGAAUUGGUCAAGCUAAAUCUGUAAAGAUCAAAUUACUACGGUCGUGUGCUAUACAAGUGGAUGGUGAGCCAUGGUAUCAACACCCUUGCGAAUUCAACAUAACGUAUUGCAAUCAGGCAUCUAUGUUGAUGAACAAUGCUGACUAACUGAGCACUUUCAAAUGUGGUAUCGCAUACAUUUUAUGUGCAUUUGUACAAAUGCAUUUAUUCGUGUACAUGUCGUUGUUCGAGUAACGAUAUUCAACUCGCAUAAACUCGAUUAUAAGUCAGCUUUUUGAUGAUGUGUAGUAUUUACAAAUAUUAUACAAUUUGUAUUGAUGGUAUUAUGGAAGUAACUAAGAAUCUCUAGUCAGUUACUCCUAAGUUAUAUAAAUUGUAAGUUGCAUGUGAUAUAAAUUGUGUUAAUUAUAUAAUAAUUAUAUAUUAAUUAUAUAAUUACAUAUAAUUAUUAAUUACAUAUACAUAAUUAUAAUAAUUAUAUAAUUAUUAUAUAGUGAUAUAUACGUAGUGACUACAAUUAAAUAUAUGACAUGCAGUGUAUUAAUUAGUGCAACAUUUCUAACGCCGUUGUACGUAAGACGCUUAUGAAAUAUUGACGUUUUAGUGAGAUUAAGAUCUUUUAGAUGUUACAAAAAAUAUUUUUUUAUAUAAAGCUAACAAGCUAA
Odontomachus brunneus is the source of this 2358-nucleotide messenger RNA. It is a transcript of the gene Dgkepsilon, whose product is annotated as diacylglycerol kinase epsilon. NCBI's taxonomy places the organism in Eukaryota, Metazoa, Arthropoda, Insecta, Hymenoptera, Formicidae. The record is from RefSeq and is a predicted model, not a curated record. Bases 224 to 1840 code for a protein of 538 amino acids. The transcript has 11 exons. Gene Ontology annotation, molecular function: ATP-dependent diacylglycerol kinase activity.